AUGAAGAAAUGCAGAAGAAUAAGGAAAAUGGACUCAUCUCGAUUCUUGAUCGGGCACGAGGUGAUCGUUUCGCUCAAGGCUUACCGAAAAACAGUUCAGGACGCCCUCGUCUGGAUCCGUUCACAACAGGCGCAAGCAACAAUUUCUGUUCAACAAAAUGAGAGGACCACGCCAAUCCAGCUCGACUUUGGGCACGCACCUAUAUCCCCGCGAUUAUCGGCAGCUGCUUCCAAUUACACAGAAGUUCAACAAAUCCCGACUAUUCAGCAACCAGUAGCACGACUGGAAGAAUCUACCGAAAUUCGAGUUAACUGA
Molecule: messenger RNA, 315 nt
Organism: Gongylonema pulchrum
Lineage: Eukaryota; Metazoa; Nematoda; Chromadorea; Rhabditida; Gongylonematidae
Source: the annotation of a GenBank genome assembly